Cylicocyclus nassatus is the source of this 797-nucleotide messenger RNA. Lineage: Eukaryota; Metazoa; Nematoda; Chromadorea; Rhabditida; Strongylidae. The record is from the annotation of a GenBank genome assembly.
GUGGUUUCAGUGUGCGCUGAGAUGAUAUUCGUGUUCUUCUUCUGCAUCGUUAGUGUGAUACUAUGGGGCGUCUUCAUAACGACUGGCUACCUCUGCUACAUCGUGCGACAUUCCAAUCGGGGACACAGAAAGCAUCUGCUCGAUCCCAAGGUGGGCACUGUAUCGCUGUGUUGUGUGCUUGGUUCUGGUGGCCACACAACUGAAAUGCUGGAGCUGCUGAAGCACAUGGGAACUCAGUAUACUCCGCGCUGGUACGUCGUAGCAGACACGGACCACAUGAGCAAGGACAAGGCGCUUGAAUUUGAGAAAACAUGCGCGAACCACACAUUCCACAUUUGCACAAUUCCACGGAGUCGUGAAGUUGGCCAAAGCUUUGUGACUAGUGUUCCGACCACUUUGUACGCCUUUAUUCAUGCUUUACGUUUGGUUUGGAAAGCCAAUCCUGAUCUUCUCCUAGUAAACGGUCCAGGAAGCUGCAUCCCUGUUGUCUUUGCCGCUGCUCUUUUCGAUAUGGUGCGGUUGCGAGAUACAGUUAUCAUUUACGAAGAGUCACUUUGUCGCGUUGAAAGUUUAUCUUUGUCAGGGUCUAUCCUUUACUUCCUCGGUUUGACUGACGACAUUGUUGUUCAAUGGAAGCAGCUCAAAGAAAAAUACCCAAGAACUACUUUGAUCAGUGAUCUGCAGUAACUUUUUUAUUGCGCCAUAUUUCUACACGUGACGUACAUAUCGCUUAUCUCGGUUGAUUGUAUAUGUGCUUUCUAGCCUGUAUCCGCUGCGGACUUUCUCAUGUCAUUUAC